Molecule: messenger RNA, 2383 nt
Organism: Chionomys nivalis (European snow vole)
Lineage: Eukaryota; Metazoa; Chordata; Mammalia; Rodentia; Cricetidae
Gene: Eif4e3
Product: eukaryotic translation initiation factor 4E family member 3
Exons: 7
Coding region: 75-698 (207 amino acids)
Biological process (GO): translational initiation
Cellular component (GO): eukaryotic translation initiation factor 4F complex
Molecular function (GO): translation initiation factor activity; RNA 7-methylguanosine cap binding
Source: RefSeq, a predicted model, not a curated record
GGCGGGGCGGGGCUGGCGCCGGGAGACUAGCAGGCUCUCGGGUCCUCGCGUCCGCGGCCUGGCCGGUGGAGAACAUGGCGCUGCCCCCGGCCGCCGCGCCCCCCGGGGCUGGCGAGCCUCUCGGCCUGCCGCUGUCGGCUCUGCAGCCCGAGGCGGGCGGCGUCCCGCUGCACUCGCCCUGGACCUUCUGGCUGGACAGGUCACUCCCUGGUGCCACAGCAGCUGAGUGUGCCUCGAAUCUGAAGAAACUCUACACUGUGCAAACAGUACAGAUAUUCUGGAGCGUAUACAAUAACAUCCCUCCUGUGACCAGCUUGUCUUUGAGAUGUAGUUAUCACUUAAUGAGAGGAGAGCGGCGACCACUUUGGGAGGAGGAGAGUAAUGCAAAGGGUGGCGUGUGGAAGAUGAAAGUCCCCAAGGACGGCACGUCCACAGUUUGGAAAGAGCUGUUGUUAGCAACCAUUGGGGAGCAAUUCACAGACUGUGUGGCAGCAGACGAUGAAGUGAUAGGGGUCAGUGUGAGUGUCCGGGACCGAGAGGAUGUCAUCCAGGUCUGGAAUGUCAACGCCUCAUUAGUGGGCGAAGCUACCGUGUUGGAGAAGAUCCAUGAACUCCUGCCCCACAUAACUUUUAAAGCAGUGUUUUAUAAACCCCAUGAAGAGCAUCAUGCUUUUGAAGGUGGACGUGGAAAACACUAAUUGCACUCUGUAAAGAAUUCUUUAUCCUUUGCUGAUUGGUUUUGGAAACGGUCUUAACAGGAGGGAGAGUGAAGAGAAGACUUGCCGAAGCCCGAUGCUGGUCCAUUUAGAGUGGGUUUCUGUCCUUGCGGACAGGGGCGGUUAGGACUCCAAGCGGCAGGUGGGGUUGGGGGAGAGCCUGUGGGUUUCUGCCAUCAUAUCCUUGGGGUUUUUUGUUUUUGUUUCUGUUUUGUUUUUUAAGAAAACUUUUUUUUUCUUUUUUACCUCUCUUAAUUCUCUGUGCUUUGCACUCUUCCCCUCCCCGUAAGGUUCCUUAUUCAGGGUAAUUAUUGUUUUCUGCACACCCUUUCAUUGAGGCAUAAGAAUUGGGUUUCCCCUUCAGUAGCUCUACUGUACCUUGUUAAGGAACAUCUGCAUAAUCGCCACAGGAUUGCCUGUGAAACCACAGGGCACCAGGAGGAAGCCUAGCUUAGCAAAACCCCCUUUCUGAUAAAUUGUUGUGACACUUGCCUGCAUACUGUGAGCUGGGCAUUGGUUCCUUUGUCUGUGUGUUCCAUAGAAACCAUGUUCAUUGAUGGCCCGCACAUCUUAAAACCCUUUUAAAAAGCAGUAGAAGGAAAAGAAAUUGUUGGUUUGCCUAACAUGAAAACUUUCAUCACAAUUGAGUGUCCGGCUCAAAUCAAACUCUAGGAUUUGGGGGCCUACUGUGCUAGUAUUUCUAACAGGAAUCCCAGUCUGGCCUUUUCAACUGAAGCAAGCCCCAUGAUUUGUCCAGAGAGGAAACCUCAUGUUUGCCCACUUAGAACUUUCCAUGUCAAUUCCCACACCUGUGUGAAGUGAUCCCUGUCAUGUGUCCUCUCUGAAAAUCGGUGACAACCCCAGCACUCACACAGUUGAAUUUGAGUGUAUCUCCUUCCUCUUAACUGUGUUAUUAGCUGUAGGGUUAUACUACCUAAGAAAACUUUUCAGAGCAUUCAACUCCUUCCUGGGCUCCUGUUUCCCUCUCAACCUCGCCCCAGCUCCUGGUAAUUUUCCCUGUAAAAGGGCCUCCCUCCUCUUGGCUUGGGUUUAGAGCCACGGGACCAGUGCAGUGUCUAUGCCUAUCAAGGAGCAAAUUUUUAAUUCCCCUUGCACUGUUGGCCAGCAGAGAGAUGGGGCUGAUCCAGGCCUUCCACGUGUAUUUGUAAAUAAAAUUCCCCAUUCCCAUAUUUUAAAUGGCUCUCAGUAGCCUCUGUUUAUCAAAGUCGUGGCCUCCACUGCAUUGCUAAACACUCCGCCAAAAUAAUUAGCUGUCAGAGUUUAGGAGUUACUUCUUUUCUGAAGUCCCUAGGCAAUUUCACUCAUCUGGGUAUUGGAUACUUCUAGAAAAAUCCCAGGAUGCAUUUGUCUAAAUGACGUGUACUUCUCUGAACAGUUUCUAAACUUGUUUUAAAAGUAUAACUCAAGGAUUUAAAACUUAUUCUGGACAUGAAUUGAAAUUCCUUUUUAUACUAUAAGUAUUUUUCUCAUAGAUUAGUAAAAAAGGAUAUAAUUGACUUCCUUAUUAUAAUUGUCAUAUAUAUAUUUCCAUAAGUAAAUAAAUUUUGAGGAAUUUUUAUUUUUGAACUUUAUUUAAAGCAUUUGUGAUGACAUGUUCAAUUUUUUGCAUGUAUGUAGCUUUUGAAGUAAAAAUAAAAUAAAAUUAA